This is a messenger RNA of Mycena citricolor, 271 nucleotides long. Lineage: Eukaryota; Fungi; Basidiomycota; Agaricomycetes; Agaricales; Mycenaceae. The record is from the annotation of a GenBank genome assembly.
AAGAUGAUCACGCCCCCGCCCGGCGACGGCGUCACGACGUAGGUCCUGGCAGUCCGGCUGCUGCUUGCCGCGCUCGGGCCCAGGGCCGGGGCCGGGCGCAGGCUGUUGCCGGGGGUAGCAGUGUGCCGGCCCACAGAGCUCGUGGGGGCACUGCGGGUGCUGUGAGCCUGCGACAUCGAACGCGAGGCGGGUACGGCCCCGGUGGGUGCCGCCCGCCGUGCGUGGUCGGCGGAGCUACCGCUCCUGGAGCUGUGGACCUGCGAGAUCGAAC